Cynoglossus semilaevis (tongue sole) is the source of this 2125-nucleotide messenger RNA. RefSeq names its product charged multivesicular body protein 6b (gene chmp6b). Gene Ontology annotation, biological process: late endosome to vacuole transport via multivesicular body sorting pathway; vesicle budding from membrane. The record is from RefSeq and is a predicted model, not a curated record. The transcript has 8 exons. Gene Ontology annotation, cellular component: multivesicular body; ESCRT III complex. Bases 170 to 778 code for a protein of 202 amino acids. Lineage: Eukaryota; Metazoa; Chordata; Actinopteri; Pleuronectiformes; Cynoglossidae.
UUCUUCCGCCCGAAUGUGGGUGUGGUCAACUCGCAGCAAAAAUGGAGGAGAGGUUUCUGUUGUAGCUGCUUAAAGUUUGAAGAUUGAUGUAAAAAUAAUCACAGAAAUCGCGGUCGUUGUUCUUGUUUUCUUUUCUGGUGGCAGACCGGGGCUGUGAUGCUUUAUCACCAUGGGAAAUAUAUUUGGAAAAAAGAAACAGUCGCGUGUGACGGAACAAGACAAAGCGAUUCUGCAACUGAAACAACAGCGAGAUAAACUGCGACAGUAUCAGAAGAAGAUCAACCUGCAGCAGGACAAGGAGAGAGUUUUAGCCAAACAGCUGCUGAAGGAUGGAAAGAAAGACAAAGCUCUGCUGCUGUUGAAGAAGAAACGUUACAGGGAUCAACUCCUGGACAAGACCGAGAACCAGAUCAGUAACCUGGAGCAUCUGGUCCAGGAUCUGGAGUUUGUUCAGAUUGAGAAGAAAGUCAUUGAUGGCCUGAAGGUCGGAAACGAGUGUCUGAAGAAGAUGCAUGAGGUCAUGUCCAUUGAAGAAGUGGAGCGGAUCAUGGAUGAGACUCACGAUGCCGUUGAAUAUCAGCGGCAAAUCGAUGAGAUUCUCGCCGGCUCCUUGACGCCAGAGGAUGAAGAGGCCGUUCUGGCCGAGCUGGAGGCCAUCACUCAGGGAGAGAUGGAGCUUCCUGAUGUUCCUGCAGAGGAACUGCCCGAAGUCCCCGAAAAAGAACCAGAGAGAGAACGUCCCAGGAAGAAGGCUCAACCGGAGAUGCUCGCUGCGUGAUCACAUGACCAUCCUGCAGGAUCUGGACUCUGAUCUGCUGCUGCUGCUGCUGCUGCUGCUGCUGCUGUGAUGUUUGAUACACAACCACCAACAGACUCAGUGACCGACAAACACAGUUCAACUGCAGCCUGAGGAGACAGCAGGAUGUCCUUCCUCCUCCUCCUCCUCAUCUGCUGCCAAGUCCAAACCUGAAGGAGCAGAGCUAAACAAACCUGCAGCUGCGGAGGAGAAACACACCCAUACUGUACAGAAUGAGUACUAACAUCUCAUAUAUUAAAGGGAUAGUUUUACUUUUUUUAAAUGUGUUUGUGUGAGAAAACUGUCACUGAAGCUGCACUGCAGUGUCCACAGCCCACAGGAAGUUUGAUUGAAGGUGGAGGGCAGAGACCAGGUUUACAGUUUUGUGUGUGUUUUGAUAUUUGUCAACCUUUUUCUACACAGAAUCUCAUAGAGAAAACCACAGGUUUUACAUUACAGCCCACAGCAGUUGUUGAUACACUGCUGCCUCCAUCACUACGUUCUAAAGUGUUACUCUGUGACCUCUGUUUGGAAUUCUGUUUUCAGAUUCACUUCAGUUACACAAACUGACCACACGAGGCAGCAGUAGACCAGCAGCUUCUGUUUCCCACUGAGUUAAACAUCUGUAGUUUUCUCUAUGGACUUCAGUAUGGGAGGGUGAGCAGUUUCAUUCAACACUCCAGUUUGUAGAUGACGUUUCAGUGUCACAUCUCAUACAAACUUUUUAAAAAAUCCAAACUAUCACUUUUAUUUCUUUGACAUUUGUCACUAAUCAUUUUUACAGACACAGACUUUAAUGUGUUCACUUUGGUUAAAAGAAAGUUAGAAGAAAAUUAGUCACAUUUAUUUUAUCAACAAAACACCACUAAACUUGUAUUUACUUUCUUUUUCUACUAAAUACAAAUGUAACAUUUUAAUGAUGAAUAUUUAAGGUGAACUCUGUCGUCAUCAUCAUCAUCAUCAUCAUCAUAAAUGAUCACUGACAUUUAUUGUUUCAAAAAAAUGUCCCCAUUUUGCAUCACUGUAGUCAGUGCCCCCUGUUGUUCUAGGACUAGCCGCAGGGGGGCAGUAGGGGACAAUCAGCGAAGUGGCCAAAAGUAAAAGGACAUUAUGUUUUCAGUGUGGGAGAGUUCUGUUGGAAACAUUGAUUGUUCUUUUGAAUAUAAUUAUUUUCUUUUUUACGACUUAAACUCAAACCCAGGUGUGAGUCUGCCAUGGUUUUAUACAGACUCUGGUUUCUGUCAGUUCAGGUUUAAAAUGUGGAUUUAAUUUAAAAAUCAGUUCUCAUUUUAAUCUUUGAAAAUAAAACAAAAUCAACAUCUGAACUCA